GUUCAAAAUUGUGCCAAUACACCACAGAGUACUUUGUAACGUACUGUGCCAAUAUUUGGCUUUGGCUCGAAGAAGAGUAUAUCAAGUGUGUUCUGUUCUGUGGCCAAAAGUUGCAUUCUGUAUUAUUUAGUUUUGUUAAAUGUUUCUCUUAUAAUCAUAAAACUUCAGUUUUAGUCGUUUGAGAUAAACGAUGACUGAUGAGUAUGCAGCUGUUAAAAAAAGGAAGUUGGUUUUGAAGGGAGAAAAACCUAAAGCAAAAAAGCGCAAGCACAAGAAAGGUGACAAAGAGGAUGUAGCCAAGGUGGACGAGGACUGUAUGAGGCAUGGCGGCUGGUGGAGAGUGACAGCAGCUGAGGAGAUCACUGGCUCAAUAGCCAUUGAGUUUGGCAGAAACACCUAUGUCUCUGCUCUAGAUAAUGGUUUAUUCACAAUAGGGGCACCGCACGAUGAUGGAGAUGGGCCAUCUCCGGAAGAGAUAUUUACAGCAUUCCCCGCUGGAGACAAUAAGUUUGCCCUCAAAUCGGGCUACGGCAAAUACCUUGGGGUCACCAAGGAUGGUACCGUGGUUGGCAGAUCGGAUGCUGUUGGCCCCAUGGAGCAGUGGGAGCCCGUUUUCCAAGAUGGGCGCGCGGCCAUCCUGAGCGCGCUCAACAAGUUCGUGUCUGUGGAGGAGGCGGACGACGCGCUGGUGGCGCGGCUGGCCGGCGCCGACGAGCGCGCACACUGCGCCGUGCGUUCGUCGCGCGCGCGCCCCCCGGCCCCCUCCGCCGCCGCCCCCGGCGCCCCCGCCGACUGCGCGGAAGACGCGGGCGACCUCGCCGCGCUCGAACUCAAUUACGUAAAGAAAUUUCAAAAGUUCCAAGACAAGAAGGUGCUGGUGGCGGCGGGCGGCGCGGCGGCGCUGGCGGCGGCGCGCGCGCGCGGCGAGCUGCACGGCGCGCUGCUGGAGCGGCGCGCGCGCAUGAAGGCGGACCGCUACUGCAAGUAGCCGCGGCUCCCCGCCUCCAAAUUAAACUUUGCUCCGCAAACAGUUGGAUCUUCUCUGUGACAUACGGAGCGGAGCAUGAGAUCCUUUAGAGAAUAAUACGUUUAAAUUUAAGAUUUGCGAUAAAAUCUGUUGUCUUUUCUUUCUUUUUUUUUAAAAAUAUUAGUCGAUU
Molecule: messenger RNA, 1157 nt
Organism: Papilio polytes (common Mormon)
Lineage: Eukaryota; Metazoa; Arthropoda; Insecta; Lepidoptera; Papilionidae
Gene: FRG1
Product: protein FRG1 homolog
Exons: 5
Coding region: 191-988 (265 amino acids)
Cellular component (GO): nucleolus; striated muscle dense body; catalytic step 2 spliceosome
Molecular function (GO): actin filament binding
Source: RefSeq, a predicted model, not a curated record